Molecule: messenger RNA, 1473 nt
Organism: Triticum turgidum subsp. durum (durum wheat)
Lineage: Eukaryota; Viridiplantae; Streptophyta; Magnoliopsida; Poales; Poaceae
Source: the annotation of a GenBank genome assembly
AUGGCCGGUGGCGAGGCAGCAGCACCGUUGCUGGAGAAGAAGACGGCGGUCUACCGUGAAGGGUGCCCGGGAUGCGCCGUGGAGCGGAGGAAGACGCUGAACCCCGGCGUCCCCUACAAGGAAUUCUUCCACAUCUGGACCAUCAUCCUCGUCUCAUGUUUGCCAAUAUCGUCGCUAUUCCCCUUCUUGUAUUUCAUGAUACGAGACUUGCACAUUGCCAAAACAGUAGAGGACAUUGGAUUCUAUGCUGGGUUUGUAGGUGCCUCCUAUAUGCUUGGUAGAACUUUAACCUCCACGGCUUGGGGGAUGGUAGCAGACCGCAUUGGGAGAAAGCCAGUUAUUGUGCUUGGAAUUUUCUCCGUGUUUCUAUUCAGUGCUUUAUUCGGACUAAGUGUGCAUUACUGGAUGGCAAUAUCUACACGAUUUCUUCUUGGUUCUUUGAACGGCAUAAUUGGACCUAUACGAGCUUAUGCUAUUGAAGUUUGUCGACCAGAGCACCAUGCUAUUGCAUUAUCACUUGUUAGCACAGCAUGGGCAAUAGGUCUAAUUGUAGGACCAACGAUUGGCGGAUAUCUUGCACAGCCUACAGAAAAAUAUCCAAAGUUAUUUCCCGUCGACUCAUUAUUCGGAAGGUUCCCAUAUUUCUUACCUUGUCUGUGUAUAUCAGUCUUCAGCUUUCCUGUUCUAAUAAGCUGCAUUUGGCUCCCGGAGACACUACAUAACCACAACACUGACGAAAAGGAAGAUCAAGCGAGUGAAUCUUUGACUGCAUUUUUUUCUAAUUCAGAAGAGAUUGUCGAGCAUAAUAUUACUUCAACAAUGAAAAACAAUGUAUUGAAGAACUGGCCAUUGAUGUCAUCUAUUAUUCUGUUUUGUAUCGUGUCCUUUGAUGACAUGGCAUAUUCAGAGAUAUUCUCCUUAUGGGCUGAAAGUGGCAGAAAGUAUGGUGGACUAAGUUUCUCGUCUGAGGAUGUUGGUCAAGUUCUUGCAAUUACAGGUGUUAGCAUUCUUGUAUACCAAACAUUUAUUUUCCCCCGUAUUAUUAGAGUUCUGGGACCAAUCAAUACUUCUCGUGUUGCGAUUAGCAUGUCUAUGGUGCUUCUGUUUACAUAUGCACCAAUCACACAUCUUUCAAGACCUUGGUCGUCAAUAGCAGUAAACAUUGCAUCGAUUCUUAAAAAUAAUUUCCUUAUUACCAUUGUUACUAGUUCAUUCAUUCUUCAGAAUAAUUCUGUGACUCAAGAUCAAAGAGCAACUGCAAAUGGCUUAGCCACCACUUUAAUGUCCUUUUGUAAAACAUUCGCUCCAGCAGGAGCUGGAAUUGUGUUUUCAUGGGCACAGAAACGCCAACAUGUUUUCUUUUUUCCAGGUGACCAGAUGUUGUUUUUUCUUUUGGCCGUUGUCGAGCUUGUGGGACUUGUUUGGACAUUCAAGCCGUUUCUUGUUGUGCCCGAUCAAUUUGCUUCAAAUUAG